CUUCGUUACAGCACUUAUUCUGCUCUCGUUUCCGUCCCGCGAUGGUCGACAUUAUUAUAAUCAUGUGGUGCUGUUGUCCCCAUCAUUUUGAAUCUCACUUAAAUGCGAGAUGGCUUCAGGAAACUCUGUGGCGACAAGAAACGAGUCAUACAUGUGGCUAAGAAUCCAGUCUAUGGGAGCAGAAAUAGAUCAUCUAACCACCUAUAAUGACACACAAGAGAUGAUGCCAGUGGAUGGAGACUCUGUUCCGGGGUUCUCUGAUGAACAAGUUCCUUUGGAGCACACCAUUGUUCUUAAAAACAGAGAUGGGGUGUCAUAUAAAUACACCACCGAUCCACAGAAUGGUGCACAACAGAAUGCUGCUGAGAUUGCAGCAAUUGCAUCUGGACUUAUAGGAGAGAGCAUCAUCAUUUUGCUCUGUCACCUAUAUGGGAUGAAUAUGAAUACUAACUUCCCUUUGAACGUGGAAGAUGUAAAAAUUAGCAUCAUGAAGAUGCCUGAAAAUGGAAAAUGUACCAUGCUCAGCUUUGAGGGUAGAGAGGGCAAUUACCUCCAUAUUUCAGACUCUGAAAUGAUGACUAUCAAUAGGGUCACCCAUGUUCAACCGAAUAUUGAAUCCUCCCUGUGGAUCCUGUCUGAAUUAGCACUGAAGUGCUUUGGGAGGCAAGGAUGAUGAUCUCAAGCACAAGGAUCAACUUCUAAAAAAAUUAAUUUGUGUUUUAUUUUGAAGGUUUUUUACUUUGUGUUUUACUUGUGAAGGUUUUCAUCUUUGACCAGUUUACGACUCGCGAAGUGAAGGUGAAAUGAAAUUGGGCUUUAUGGCUUAAUACAGUGCUCUAAAGAACGAAAAAAAAAAACUAUGAUACAAUUUAAGAACUUAGUUUAAAUGUUUUUUAAAUGCUAAUCUCUGUGAGGACUAAUUUCAAUCUACUAAAUAAGUCUUUAUUCACUUAACUGUUCCAUGGCUCCACAGUUGUUAAGUGCUGUAAAUGAGACCUUACACACUUUCAGUACAUGGCAGAAAGAUGCCCCAUUCAGAUGGCAACACAGAUGAAUACCACUUAAUUCUGGAGUAUGCAACACCUUCAUGCAACUUUUCCAUACAUGUACUUGCCUUAAUGACUCUCUGAGAGCAGCCUUGCAGAAAUGAAUUGUUAAGAUUUUAAGCAAAAGUUCCCAGUUACUCAUUCAAGUUAACGUUUCUGAGGUUUUUUAAUUUCUAUGGCACCUUAAACUUCCCAAUCAGUGGGGAGAACCCUCAGGUAUGGUUUCAAUGCCCGAUGAACGGGUAACGAAGAAAGGUUUCAUAGAGAUGAAUAAAGAAAUGCAUAUGGGUGGAAGGAACAUUAAAGGACAGCCCAGCACAGAGAAGUCCACAAUCAUAAAACUAUGAAAAAAUAUGACGUGUGGGAAGGGUAACUUUAAAUGUGACAAUUGCCAUAGUAAAUGCUGAAUUUGACUACUUGGUUUUGAAAUUUUCAGCAAUAGUAUAGCUUCCUGUAAAUUCUGUUUUGCUUGGAUUUUUUGUUGCUUGCACUACCUCACCUCAAGGCAGGUAAACGAGUCGAAGAAAAAGCUAUCAAUGGUUAGCUUUCAAAUGUCAUUUGCUUCGUGCCAAGAAUUAUUCCUUCUUUCAAGUAUCAUGAAAUCAUUAAUUAUUGAUAACUAAAGAGAGGUUGUCAGCUCAUUUCCUUGUGCCUGGAGAGUAGAUAAAAAAAAACUGCAUUGA
Messenger RNA from Stylophora pistillata, 1729 nucleotides. RefSeq lists its product as uncharacterized. The record is from RefSeq and is a predicted model, not a curated record. Lineage: Eukaryota; Metazoa; Cnidaria; Anthozoa; Scleractinia; Pocilloporidae.